UCGUUAUUGAUAACGGUGCAACAUUUAGCCAAAUUAAACCCUAAUGCAGUGGAUCCAGAGUUUUGUUUACCAGAACAAUCGAAUUGUCCUCGAUUAAAUAUUACCCACAGUUUUGGGCACUGGGGCACUGCCCAACCAAAAUUCCUCCGUUAACCUGUCUGGGUCUAAAUUGUUUUCUGCGACUUGCAAUAUACUAUGAAUAUUAAUUUAUUGUGACAGACUUUAUGGGUAAUUAGUGAAUAUCUACAAAUUUAUUUGGAAAUAAGUUUUUUCAAAACACUGUUUCUUAUUAUUAUUUUUUGAGUAUUAUUUAUGCAAAUAAGUGAUAAUGGCUGGCGGUUUCGUCAAGGGCGAGAUAAAGUUGGACACGAAGCCGGUGUAUUACUCCGGCCAGGUUGUAUCAGGAUCCAUAGACUUUACUCUGGAUAACCCAAUAUCUUUUUCUGUAAUCUACAUUCAAUUUAUUGGAGAGGCCACAGUGUCUUGGACUGAGAGUGAAAUAGAGACUGUGAAUGGUGUUCAGAAUCAUAGAAUUAUUAAUUAUGUUGGCCGAGAGGAAUACUUUAACCAAAGAGUUACACUGGCUGGAGGGACAGGUGUUUCCCAACUGUCCGCUGGUCCGCAAUCCUAUGCCUUCACUUAUCAGCUUCCUUUCAAUGCCCCUUCCUCCUUGAAACGAGAACAGGGUAAAAUAACAUACUCCAUGAAAGCACACUUGGUACAUGCAGACCCUUCAAUACUGGUUGAUGAGUUGGAAAAGGAAUUCGAAGUUGUAGCACCUUUUGAUCUGAAUUUGGGAAGUACUUUGAUUAAACAACCUACCCAAGUGGAAUUUGAAGAAGUGUAUGGCUGCGAUUGUUUCUGCAGUACCAACCCUGUUACAAUACGCGUAAAGUUGCCGUACUCUGGUUACUGCCCUGGGCAGGUCAUACCCAUCGCGAUUGAAGUUGUCAACCAAAGCAGUGUUGAAAUCACUAAGAUGAUAUUCCAAAUUGUGUCGAAAGAGCUAUACCGCAGUCACCAGCCGCCCUCUGAGUACAUACUACCGGAGACAGUGCUGGCCACCACAAAGAAGGGGCCCGUAAUGGCGCGGAGCAAGCGGAGCCUUACCUGUGAUCUCGUAGUGCCUGAGAUUAUACCACCUUACCUUGAGAACUGCGGUAUCAUCGAUGUUGGGUACUUCUUCAGGGUAACAAUAAAACUAUCAGGAUGUAAUGACGAACUACAAGAUGAAGGUGAGAUCUGUCUUGGAUUGGUACCUUUGAGAGAAUUUACUGAAGAGUAUGUGCAUCCAUUGGCUGAUAGUUUGCCAACGGGGCCUAUUCCAGACAUCAGUCAGGCACCACCCCAUCUCCUGCUUCCUCCUGUCAUCAUCACCAAUGCUGUAAGGUCGUCCAACGCCAGCCUGAAUAGAGUGCAAUACGCCCCUACUCAACUAAACCCCUACCAAAAUCCUCCUCCUUACCCUGGUCUAAACAGCGGCUACCCUGGACCUAGAUCAGCAUCUCCAGCACAAAUGGAAAUGAAGCCUAAACUUGAGAUAGGGUUCACAAUACCGGCUGAUGUAAAUACAGGGUAUCCGGGUGCUGGGUCGGGGUACCCGAGGUCUGGUCCGGCUUAUCCGACAAACCCUCCGGUUAGAAGAGGCAAUCCUCCAUCUUAUGAGGCUAGUAUACAAUCUCCUUACCCUCCAAGCAAUAUGCCUGGUCCCUCUUAUACUCAAGGAGGAUUCGCGCCGUCAGCCCCACCGCCUUCGUAAGUACUUCUUUUUUAUAAAAAUCCUCAUUUCUUCUGCCUUAUUUCUAUUUUUGAAAGGAAUGACAAGUUUGUUAUUUCUAUAGUAUUGCUGUUGGUAUUUAAUUAAUAUUUGAAUGCAAGUUUUGUUCAAAGUUAUCCUGUGAGUAAUUGAAAUGAGUAGGUAUGUUUUCCGUGUGAUUUCAUUCACAUAUUUAUUUUCUUAUUGGAGGCAAAGUUAUUCAGGAAGACAUUUUUAGGAUUACAAUUAAUUACCGAUGAUGUAUGUUAUCUACAAAUUGAAAUACAAUACAAUAUGAUUGUAUAUACAUAAAUUUACUUAGACAUAAGAGCAUUUAUUAUUGACUAUUGUCUUAUAUUCGACUUAAUUAUUAUAAUCAUGGCCUUAAGAAUCUUUAAAAAGAUAUUAUAAAUGUUUGAUAAUUGUAACAUUAAAUAAUCGUGCUUAAAUGGACCUUGGUGCAUUGAAAUCUCAACUUUAUUACGUAAAUAAUUAAAGUAUAUUUUACAGUGACUUAACACAUUUGGUUUAGAAACUUGUACUGCAAAAAUAUCUUUACUACUCAGAACAUAAAGUUGACAAUGCGCUGAGAUAAAUGUAUGGAAAUGGUACUUAACAAUUUCAAUAUUUUGAUUAGAUUCUGUACAGUCUAAAGUUACUUAAUUAUGUGCCUCUAAUUAAAAGACAAUAUUGUCUAUUGCAGACAAAUAAUACACAAAUGCCAUAAUAUUUACUAUUUUUAAGCAUAAUGAUAAUAGAUAUCGCCUUAUAAUUCUUAACUUUAUACAUAAUAAUUAUAAUAUGAUAUACUGUAGAGAUAUUAAUUGGAAUAAUGUUUUUUUAUUGUUAUAAAAUUAUUAUUAAUUGAUUUUACAUACGGUGCUAAAAGCUUCGUCACAGUUGAUUGUACUUCAAAAGUACAAUUUUGUAAUUAUUUUUUAUUAGGUGCUAACAUUUAUACUGUUACAAUAAGCUACACGUACGCCCUCUGUCGUGCCUUGUUCCGUUCUUUCUUUCUUCCUAUUUUAUUUUCUUAUAUUUUUGUUGUUACAGUAAUAAAUUAUUAAAUGUUCGUACGUGCAUCGUACACGUAUUGUGAAAUGAACUUUACUCAUAAUAAAUUAAAGUUGUUAAUUCCAAAUUUAUUUAGAUUCGUUGGUAGUAGUUUUUUACAUUUUUAUUUUUUAUUCUCUAUUCUUUGUUGGACAUGGUGCUUACAGUAAGUUAAGGAAGCGUUGUUCUAGUCUUUUGGUAAGGCGAACAUUGUGAAACUCCUUUGAGGAGUGUGGAAAUAUUUAUUAUAUAUGGAUCUGAUUGUUGAAAGAAUGUAAGUGAUUUAGGACUAAACUGGUGACUUUCAAGGAUAUAAAAUGAAGCACUUGUGAGGAUCUACCUUAGAUGUUAAGGCUAGAUGACAGUUGCCCCACGUAGCAUACUGAUAUGCAGCCCAAAUAUAUAAGAUUCAGUGCCAACCCCAACAUAUUUAAGUGACUAU
Messenger RNA from Spodoptera litura, 3251 nucleotides. RefSeq names its product arrestin domain-containing protein 3. Gene Ontology annotation, biological process: protein transport. Gene Ontology annotation, cellular component: cytoplasm. NCBI's taxonomy places the organism in Eukaryota, Metazoa, Arthropoda, Insecta, Lepidoptera, Noctuidae. The record is from RefSeq and is a predicted model, not a curated record.